Molecule: messenger RNA, 7076 nt
Organism: Sycon ciliatum
Lineage: Eukaryota; Metazoa; Porifera; Calcarea; Leucosolenida; Sycettidae
Product: collagen alpha-1(I) chain-like
Exons: 69
Coding region: 348-6215 (1955 amino acids)
Cellular component (GO): extracellular matrix
Molecular function (GO): extracellular matrix structural constituent
Source: RefSeq, a predicted model, not a curated record
GAUGACUAUGUCUUUGAGUCUGACGGCGUAGCCACUGACCUGUGAAGUGUGAGUGUCUGGUAGGUACUAUCUACUUCGACACAGGGUGCACGCUGGUUGUCCGGACAGUUAUGUCAAGCAUCCCGUCUAUCCGUCACCAGUAGCACAGACCGUCGGACUUGGUCAGUCGCCACACAUUACUACCAGCACAGGCCGUUUUCUGCAUUGUGGUACUCCUUCACCAACAGCAGCUAAUUGUGCGAGGAAGAAGGCUUUUGGCGAGGCUGAUUGCAGCACAGUCUUGUAGUGGCUGAUCUCAAGGAAAUUCAGCGGAAGCUUGGAGACAGGGCUGUGCCCUUCCUGCAGAAAUGGAGAAGACCUUGCUGCUGCUCGUGUUGUUGGUAAACGGCUGGACCGCACAAGCCCAGAGUGUGCCACCUCUUGGCAGCGGAACGCAGCCGCCGGAGGAUAAGGAUCUUAUUGCGACUCCGGCCAUGCCUGGAGACCCUGGCCCACCAGGCCCAGCAGGACCAGAUGGAAUGACCGGUAUGGAUGGCCCUAAGGGUCCUGGCGGACCACAAGGACCACCAGGCCCACCUGGCACACCCGGCACUCCUGGAGGUCCAGGACCUGAUGGCCCAGCCGGUCCAGUAGGUUCCGCAGGAGUAACUGGACCAGAUGGAGAGCCAGGUCCUGACGGAAGAACAUGCACAGGCGCCGAGUGUGGAGCAAGCGUUGUUGGCACUCCAGGACCUACUGGUCCACGUGGUCUGAACGGUGAACCCGGCGCUGACGGUCCCGAUGGCCCUGCUGGAGAACCAGGUCAGCCAGGUGGAGCUGGUCGCCCAGGACCUUCUGGAGAGCCAGGUGAUGACGGUCAGGGUGGUGCUCGUGGUGUUCCUGGCAAGGCCGGUGCUGACGGUCUGCCUGGUCUUCCCGGACUUUCCGGAGCACAAGGCGCAAGAGGAUCACAGGGACCCGACGGACCACAAGGACUUCCAGGCAAAGACGGUACCCGCGGACAAAAGGGAGACCGAGGCACGCAUGGUGCUCCCGGCCGAAACGGACUCGACGGCGGCAAAGGUAACCUCGGAGAGCCUGGUCGCCCUGGCCCUGCUGGCCGAUCCGGACUGAGAGGACCAUCUGGACAACAAGGCCCCGCUGGUAAUCCAGGUGUUGCUGGAGAACCCGGUGAGUCUGGACGCGCUGGUGCUACUGGUAUUCCUGGUGUCCCCGGACAGCCAGGACAGCAGGGCGAUACUGGUCUUCAGGGCCCAGUGGGAAUCCCCGGUGACAAAGGACCUUCUGGACUUGCUGGAGCUAACGGACUUGACGGCCGCAAUGGAGUUGACGGUGAAAAGGGUAACAAGGGAGGAAGGGGACCCUCAGCUGAAGAAGGAAGCAGCGGUGGACCUGGCUCACCCGGUAAUGCUGGAGAGAAGGGUCAGCCCGGAGCACCUGGUGUUCCUGGAGUCGAGGGUGAACGAGGCCGUGACGGAGACCGUGGUGCACUUGGUGACCGUGGAUCGAGAGGACGCGACGGACAGAAAGGCGAGCCUGGCACACGUGGAUCACAGGGCCCAUCCGGACCCACAGGACCACGCGGCGUUCAAGGCAAUGAUGGACCCCGAGGUGCCCGUGGUUCUGAUGGAGCCCGAGGCUCGACUGGCGUUGCUGGACCCCCUGGACCUGUUGGAAAGCGAGGAGCUGUUGGUGGCGUAGGAUCAGGUGGAGCUCCUGGCUCAGUUGGUGCUCGCGGCAAGUCUGGCUCAAAGGGAGGCAAGGGAGAACCAGGCCAGUCAGGUUUGCAAGGAUCUAAUGGAGCUGACGGACUGCAGGGUGCCGCUGGACGUGAUGGAAGCAACGGUGGUGCUGGAAGUCCCGGCCAGCCUGGUACUGACGGUGUGAAGGGUGCAGAUGGAAGCCAAGGACCAGACGGACCUCCAGGCCAGACUGGACCACCAGGCAACCCAGGAUCACCUGGCCCACAGGGUGACGCCGGUACUGACGGACGAAAUGGUGUUGACGGCCAAGAUGGCGCUGAGGGUGAUGCUGGUGAUGCUGGUCCUCAAGGAACUGUCGGAAGACCUGGAAUGCCAGGCGUCCUCGGAGAUAAGGGUGACGAUGGCAACUCCGGACCAUCCGGUCCCGCCGGAAGUCCUGCUCCUCAAGGCCCACCCGGUGAUGUCGGCGAGAAGGGAGAACCCGGUGACACUGGUGCAGAUGGUGCUGUAGGACCUCGUGGAGAUCGUGGACAAGCUGGUUUGGACGGAACUCCAGGCGCAAAGGGCGCAAAGGGUGACGGUGGCCCUGCUGGACCAGAUGGCUCGACCGGCGACCCAGGAAUUCUCGGACUUCCCGGAAACAGAGGACAAAAGGGUGUACAAGGUCCACCAGGAGCUGAGGGUCCAGCUGGCGGAGAUGGCCCACCAGGACCCGACGGAGAGCCAGGCGCAGACGGAAACCCCGGCCCAUCAGGAGUGGAUGGAUCACAAGGAGCAGCAGGACCAGAGGGACCAGCCGGUGGCAACGGACCAACUGGAGAUCAGGGACAGCCUGGACCAGCGGGUGUCAAAGGUAUCAAGGGCGAGACAGGACCACUAGGGGCCCCAGGUCCACAAGGAUUCUCCGGUACUGACGGUGCUCCAGGAGCCAAAGGACCCCGUGGAGAUCCGGGUCCAGCCGGAAACGAUGGUGCUGAUGGCCUUCAAGGACUCCAAGGCUUCCAAGGAGAGAGAGGUGAUGCUGGUGAACAAGGAGACAAGGGACGUAUUGGAACAGGAGGCAGCAGUGGCCCGCCCGGUCAAAUUGGAGAUCCCGGUACCAAGGGUAGAUCUGGACAAGCAGGUGCCAGUGGUGUAUCUGGAGGUGUUGGACCCAGCGGUCAACGCGGUCAAGGCGGCAAGGACGGCCGAGCUGGCCCAGACGGUGACGUUGGUGAUGCUGGUGAUCAAGGACCUGACGGACCAGGCGGUGAUGCAGGUGCAAGAGGCUCAAAGGGAGAGCGCGGAGAGAACGGAAUGGACGGACUGCCAGGAAAGAACGGUGCAAACGGACCUCAAGGACCUGCCGGACCACCAGGAUCACAAGGAGCAACAGGCCCACGCGGCCAUCAGGGACCCAAGGGUCCUCAAGGAGACCAAGGCCCCAAGGGACUUCCCGGCCCCAAGGGUGCUAACGGACCAAACGGCGAGGCUGGCGAACGAGGACCUGCUGGACCUAAAGGUCCACCAGGCCAGCGUGGACCACCUGGCAAUGCUGGAUCACAAGGCACACCCGGACCAGACGGCGAGGUUGGACCUGCUGGCGACAAUGGCCCGAUCGGCUCAGCCGGAUCUGCUGGCAACCCCGGAGCACCUGGCUCGCAAGGCCCAUCUGGUCCAGCUGGACGUGACGGACAAUCUGGUUCCGCAGGCGCAAAGGGACCUAAGGGUAGCAAGGGUCUGCCCGGACCCAACGGCGACGCCGGUAGCUCUGGAAUAACUGGACAGCCCGGUGAGCGUGGACCCGCUGGAGGUGUCGGUGCCGCAGGACCUGCUGGUGCCAAGGGACCUGCUGGACCUCAAGGUUUCCGUGGUGCUCGUGGACGUAUCGGUGUUUCUGGCCCACGUGGUUUCCAGGGUGCUAUGGGACCCAAAGGAUCUGACGGACUUCCUGGCAAAGACGGUGAGCCAGGCGCUCCUGGUAACCCCGGAACAAACGGACAAGACGGACAGGAUGGACAACCAGGACAGCCAGGCUCAAAGGGUGCCCGAGGUGGACGUGGCUCAAUGGGCAGCCGUGGUGAACGUGGCGCCAAGGGUGGAGCUGGUGGAAACGGACUUGACGGCGCUGAUGGAGUUCCAGGAUCCCAGGGAGCAUCUGGAGAGCAGGGUCCCGCUGGCCCACGAGGCGUGAAGGGACAGCCGGGUGACCAAGGUCCACCAGGAGUUACAGGUGUUGACGGCGGACAGGGACCAUCCGGAGCCAAAGGAGCUGAUGGAGUAGCUGGUGACCGCGGCCAAAAGGGAGAAGCUGGACUGCCAGGAAAUGAUGGAGCUCAGGGUGAUGCCGGCCCAGCUGGCCCAGACGGACGAGAUGGCAGCAACGGUGAUGUUGGAGAUCCAGGUGAUCCAGGCCCAGCCGGUCCUCAGGGACUCCCAGGCACUGCUGGCGACAUCGGCCCAGACGGCCCGCGCGGCGAUCCAGGUGAUGCUGGUCGCCCGGGCAACCCCGGCGUUGCUGGUCUGACCGGCAGCAUUGGAAACCCCGGACCCCAGGGCCGCACCGGCCAGCCCGGCGCCAACGGAGGUGACGGAGCCAUGGGACCAGUCGGACCUCAAGGAAGCAAGGGACUGCCAGGUGCUGUCGGUGCUGAUGGACCUUCCGGCCCUAAGGGUGCUGAUGGAGACACAGGUGAUGCAGGCGGACAAGGAGUCCAGGGCGCCGACGGUGUUGCUGGAGAAAAUGGUCAAGACGGAGUUGUUGGAGACAGAGGAGAUCGCGGCCCAAGCGGAGCUGACGGCAACCCUGGAGCACGUGGCGUUGUUGGAGAAGUUGGCCCAGCUGGACCUCAAGGACCCCGCGGACCAGCAGGUCCCCCUGGCAGUGGUGGUAGCAAGGGUGGUGUUGGUAACGCCGGCCCACCUGGACCAUCCGGUACACCUGGAACACCUGGAUCACCUGGUAACAUGGGAAAUAUGGGAGCCAUGGGAGACCCCGGUCAAGGUGGCCGCGACGGACCUGAUGGUGAGAAGGGUGGCCCUGGAAGGACUGGCGCACAGGGACUUCGUGGACCAACCGGUAUCAAGGGAGGCACUGGCGAAACUGGCGAGAGCGGUUCCAAUGGCAAUCCCGGUGCUGAUGGCGAAGAUGGCGCUAUGGGUUCCCCUGGACCCCGUGGAUCAACUGGAGCAACUGGCGCAGCCGGCUCGCCUGGUGAGACAGGCAUUGCUGGCGAGGCUGGCCCACUAGGACUUCACGGAGAGAAGGGAGGACCAGGCGAUUCAGGCCAGGCUGGACCGAGCGGUGUCGAAGGACCAGCUGGCCCCGUCGGAGACAAUGGCGAAGUCGGUCUGCCCGGAUCACCAGGACCUGCUGGAUCACCAGGAAACCGUGGACCCCAGGGCCCAACUGGCAAGCCCGGCGCACAGGGACCCCCCGGUGCUGCAGGCUCACGUGGACAAGCCGGACCCCCAGGAAACCCUGGCCAAAAUGGACGUGAUGGAAAGCAAGGCGUAGGCGGUGCAGUUGGUGAUCGUGGUGAUGUCGGCGAGCCAGGAAGAAGCGGAUCCGGAGGUUCCGGUGGUGUUCCCGGUAAUGUCGGUGCACCUGGACUUCCAGGACCCCGCGGUUCCGCAGGAAGCAAGGGUGAGACAGGUCGCCCUGGUAUUCCCGGUGUCCAAGGAGAGACAGGACCCAAGGGCCCACAAGGUCCACGAGGCUACGCAGGUAUGCAAGGACAAGCCGGCAGCGUGGGACCAGCAGGUAUUCCUGGACCGUAUGGACCACGUGGACGUGAUGGUCAACCUGGACAAGGUGGACCAAUGGGACCCCCUGGUGCUGACGGUAUGGACGGAGAACCCGGACCAGCUGGAGCUCCCGGACCACCAGGACCGGCUGCACCAUGGGUCCAUGGCGUCACCAAGGGACGUCAAUCAAGUGACAAGGGCAAUGGCAAGAGCAGCUCUGUUGUCUACUACCGUGGCCAAGUCACUGAGGAGAUGGAGAACCGCCCCGAGUCAUUCGAGAGCUGGGUCAUCUUCUCAUUCGAGUGUAUGCGCCGUCCCAAUGGUAGCCAGGCUUGCCCGGCAAGAUGCUGCAGCGAUCUCAUGAACGAUUAUCCAGAGCUUGAGUCUGGAAAUUACUAUAUUGACCCGAACAUGGGUAACAUUGAGGACGCUGUGCUCGCCUACUGCAACAAGAGCAACGCUAUCACCCAGACUUGCCUGCGCACAGACAUCUCAGAGUGUCCCCAGAGGAACGCCCUGAUGAGCUGUGGAACAAAGAUGCGCAUGACAUGCACAUACUCCAACUGCGCAUCUCCUGACACGCAGAACUUCAAGAUGCGCGGUGCCGACAACACCCUUCUGACCGCCCAGAGCCCAGAAAUCGAAAUGAUCCCCAUGAACAACGAGGUCAACGUCCAGGUGACGGGAGACAUGAGGCUGUUCCCUCUGCAGAACAAGUACGCACAUCACCUGUGUGGCCACAGCAGCAUCGCAACUUGCCACUCAACGUGCUACGGCAACUACUAAGCUGACACGGGUGCUGCAGCCGUCGCAACUUUUUCAAACGAGUGAUCUUAGGGACUUGCCACAGGCGCUGUCUGGGCAACGUCCGCACUCAGCUCCAGCCCAACGGAACUAACGGAAACCACGCCAUAUUGACCUCCCAGUUCCUUUGACAUGCAUUCCUACAACACACAUGCACUCACUCUAACAUCAAUUCCCUCUGCAAGCAAUGUGUCCAGGAUUUAUCACCGGUUGCUUACACAGUACUGCUCGUUGAAUCCUGGCACUAGCCUAGUCACACCCAUAGCUGUUCACCAAUGGCGAUCAGCACCCGACCCACUCUCCCUCUUCCCGCUCAUCCACCCACUCAUCGCAUCCACGCACACACGUCAACCUGGGCCCAGUGCGCAUAGAUUCGUCCACUUCUCGCAUCUACAAACAGUUCACCACCGCCCUUUAGAUUUGCUGUUUAUACAAAACUGCUGCUGCUGUCGCUACCAGUACGAAGCACGCGCAUGCCGCCAGUAACCCACACACCAUCACGAAAGCUAGCCUCUGAACUGGCUAACUGUCUCUCUGAUGACUCCUUUCUGGACUCUAAGGCAAUAAUGGUAUGGUUUGGUAUUUUUUUGGUUUAUCUCGUUCAAUAGCUUCGCACAAGCAACUGUCUUGAAGGCCAGUGAUCAGGCCUGUUCUGACUGUUUAUCACUAAGUUCCUAUCAACAUUGUCAUCAUCUCCUGCUGUUUUUCAUCUCCAUAAUUCCAUUGUGAUUUUCUCGUCCAGAAAUCCCGUGCCUACUGGAUUCGUCUCUUUAACUAUUACUUGUACAGUUCUGCUGAUGAAGAUCAUGCAACUACUAACGCCAUCUUCGGGCAGUAAUACCA